Triticum turgidum subsp. durum (durum wheat) is the source of this 1062-nucleotide messenger RNA. The record is from the annotation of a GenBank genome assembly. NCBI's taxonomy places the organism in Eukaryota, Viridiplantae, Streptophyta, Magnoliopsida, Poales, Poaceae.
AUGGCCGAGCGAGUGGUAGGAACUGGUUCAUUUGGGAUUGUCUUCCAGGCUAAGUGCUUGGAGACUGGAGAGACUGUGGCCAUCAAGAAGGUGCUGCAAGACCGCCGUUACAAGAACCGUGAGCUGCAGCUUAUGCGCUCCAUGGACCAUCCCAAUGUUGUCUCUCUGAAGCACUGCUUCUUCUCCACCACAAGCAGGGAUGAACUCUUCCUGAACCUUGUCAUGGAGUAUGUCCCUGAGACUCUAUACCGUGUGCUCAAGCACUACAGCAAUGCCAACCAGCGGAUGCCGCUUAUCUAUGUCAAGCUCUACAUGUAUCAGCUUUUUAGAGGGUUAGCUUAUGUUCACACUGUUCCAGGAGUUUGCCACAGGGAUGUGAAACCACAAAAUGUUUUGGUUGAUCCUCUAACCCAUCAAGUCAAGAUCUGUGACUUUGGAAGCGCAAAAGUUCUGUUCUUACCACAUGUAUUGACCAUUGCCCUCUUCUUGUUUCAGGUACCUGGUGAACCCAAUAUAGCAUACAUUUGCUCUCGCUACUAUCGUGCUCCUGAGCUCAUAUUUGGUGCAACUGAAUAUACAACCUCAAUAGACAUAUGGUCAGCUGGAUGUGUUCUUGCAGAGUUACUUCUUGGUCAGCCUCUGUUUCCAGGAGAGACUGCGGUUGAUCAGCUAGUUGAGAUUAUCAAGGUUCUUGGUACUCCAACCCGUGAGGAAAUUCGAUGUAUGAACCCCAACUAUACCGAGUUCAGGUUUCCUCAGAUAAAGGCUCAUCCUUGGCACAAGAUUUUCCACAAGAGAAUGCCCGCUGAAGCUAUAGAUCUUGCCUCCCGCCUUCUCCAGUAUUCACCAAAUCUACGUUGCACUGCUCUUGAUGCAUGUGCACAUUCCUUCUUUGAUGAGCUACGUGAGCCGAAUGCACGCUUGCCAAAUGGCCGCCCAUUCCCUCCUCUGUUCAACUUCAAACCUGAACUAGCGAACGCCUCUCCAGAGCUCAUCAACAGGCUUGUUCCGGAACAUGUUCGACGGCAAAAUGGCCUCAACUUCGCCCAUGCUGGGAGCUAG